Phytophthora infestans T30-4 is the source of this 1173-nucleotide messenger RNA. RefSeq lists its product as uncharacterized. The transcript has 3 exons. The record is from RefSeq and is a predicted model, not a curated record. The coding region runs from base 1 to 1173 and encodes 390 amino acids. NCBI's taxonomy places the organism in Eukaryota, Oomycota, Peronosporomycetes, Peronosporales, Peronosporaceae.
AUGGCGCGUUACUAUCUCGGCCCUGACCCUACACCGUCUGCUCCAGGGGACUGCGAAACCGCGUCCCACCUAAUCUCCAUCGCCACUUCGGUCCCCAAAGCCGACCAACUCAAAAAGCUCAAACGCAAUGAGCGCGACCGCCAACGAAGCUUCGCCAAGCGGGAAUCGAUGAAGCAAAUGCGGCAACAGGUAACGGAGCUGGAGCAGCGCAAACAGCGACUCCGCGAGAAUUUUGUGCGUCUCGCCAGUGAGAUCGAGGAGUUCCGGCGUCAGAACGCAGUCAUGACGCAGCAGCUACGCGAACGAGACGUGACGACCGGGUACAUGCAGAAUCUGCUGCUUGAAUUCAGUCCGGACGAGACGGAUAGUGACAACAACAGCGAGAGCGACUCGGGCUCUGGCGCUAAGAAAAGUAAGAAGAACAAAGAGCCUCUGGGCUCUGGCCCUCGCCCGUUCAACGGCGACAGUAGCGUACGUUUUACACCGCUCACGCGGGAGGAAGGCCUCGCAUGUGUGCGUCAGACUCUGCAGCACAUCACUAGCGCCCGCCUUCUCUAUGCGAACGACGCGCACUACCACAACCGCUCCAAGUUCCUCGGUUGGUCGCAGUACACGCUGCGUCAGGGCUCCACCAUCACCUUCUCGGUCAAAAAGGCGCUUCAGCACGUGACGCCGGCGCAACUCAUGGCCACGACUUGGCACUUGCUCACUGACGGCAAAAGGACUCAGAAACUGAUUCCGUCGACCGUCAACACGCACAUCCGGCCGCUGCAGAAGCUGUCGGACGAUCUCUUCGUGAUUGAUCGCCGCAGCGAGGACAACGCCCGCUCCGGCGUCAUGGGCAACAAACUAGCGCUGCGUACAGUGUACGUACUGUUCCGUGUGGCGGAAGCUGACGGCACUCAGACGCUGGCCAUGAAGACCAUCAACCUGCCGCUGGUCAAGAAACUGCUGCGUGACGAUGAGCAGUGGUGCGAGAUCUUCUACUGGAUCCGCAUGUCGCCCGACGGCACAGUACAAAGCAGCUCCGGCGAUUUCGCUUCCGUGGUGGAGUUCGGCGGCUCCAACACGUACACGCGCGACGAGAUCGCCAAGGCGUGGCUCGGUGAGCUCGUGUUCCUCGCCAUCCGCUGGGAGUCGCGGGCUGUGGCGCCCACACUGCUCAAGUUUUAA